Aricia agestis (brown argus) is the source of this 867-nucleotide messenger RNA. RefSeq names its product serine/arginine-rich splicing factor 7-like. Gene Ontology annotation, molecular function: zinc ion binding; RNA binding. The transcript has 4 exons. Lineage: Eukaryota; Metazoa; Arthropoda; Insecta; Lepidoptera; Lycaenidae. The coding region runs from base 176 to 661 and encodes 161 amino acids. The record is from RefSeq and is a predicted model, not a curated record. Gene Ontology annotation, cellular component: nuclear speck. Gene Ontology annotation, biological process: mRNA splicing, via spliceosome.
CAUUUUGUAAGCGGCGGCUUGUGAAUAUUUGCGACUAUUGAAAUUAAUAAAUUUUAAUAUUAAAUACGUGUCUAUAUCUUUGCCAAUAAUUCAAUCAAUAUUAUACUAAAAAAAAUAGUAUAUCAAAGUGUGAUGCUGAUGUCCUAAGCGAGGCUGAAAAGUCAUUUUUUGAGAAAUGUCGCGCUAUGUUGACUGUAAAGUAUACGUAGGUGAUCUGGGGAACAAUGCUAGUAAACCUGAACUUGAAGAUGCAUUUUCCUACUACGGUCCGCUGAGAAAUGUCUGGGUAGCUAGGAAUCCGCCGGGUUUUGCUUUUGUGGAAUUUGAAGAUCCAAGAGAUGCCGAAGAUGCGGUUCGGGGAUUAGACGGGCGCACUAUUUGUGGCCGACGCGCUAGAGUGGAAAUGUCAAACGGUGGUCGUGGGUAUGGAGGCCGGGGUCCGCCGCCGCGUUCCCGCCUCCCGCCCAGGCCAUACGACGACCGUUGCUAUGACUGUGGUGACCGCGGACAUUACGCUAGAGAUUGUACUCGUCGUCGUCGCCGCAGGUUAGGAUUGGCCUGUGCGCCAAGAUUGAACUCUUCAGUGUCUGCACUUCUUAUAGUCUGCGCUACGAAGUUUUUACUUAACGGCGUGUACAACGCUAAUGUUGGCAGCAUCUAACUACGCUCUCUGGCUACGUAACUACAGCCUACGUGCACGCUCCACUUAACGAGAACUACUUUGAGAUAAUGUUUGUCUGCUCGUCGUGACACUCGACUCAUGUAAUCACUGCGUGCACUCAGUGAGUUACACAUUUUAUGUGAUAUGUAUUCUGUUCAAUCAGAAAUUCUGCUGUUAACAGUAACAGAAUUGUCAGUAGAGAUAAA